AGUCUGUUCAUAAAAUGUAUUAUGAAGCAGGUGCAAAUGUAGCCACAAGUUGUUCCUAUCAAGCUUCCAUGCAAGGAUUUUUAAAUGCUGGCUACACAAAAGAACAAGCCAUUCAGUUGAUGCAAAAGAGUGUUGCUUUGGCUAUUGAAGCACGCGAUGAAUUCAAGCAAGUUCAUCCUGAAGAUAAACAACAACGCCUAGUUGCUUUGUCCAUAGGUUGUUAUGGUGCUGUCUUGGCCAAUGGUGCUGAAUACACAGGUGAUUAUGGUUCAAUCACAGUGGAUCAGCUUGUCGAGUUCCAUGCUUCUCGACUUGCCAUCUUUUUAGCAUCAUCUAAAGUCGACUUGAUCAUGUUUGAAACUAUUCCUUCUUAUCUUGAAGCUCAAGCUAUUCAAAAAGUGGUUCAAGGUGCUGAUCUUCCUCCUGUGGCUGUGGCAUUCCAGUGUCGAUCAUCUGAUCAAAUUGCUGAUGGCACACCUGUUCUCAAGGCCUUAGAGGCACUUUCCAGUGACAAGAUCUUUGCUUUGGGUAUCAACUGCACAAAGCCUAAAUAUGUAGAAGCCUUGUUUGAAACAGUCUCUCGAUUCAAUCAAGAUCAUGGUCAUCGUGCUUUGAUAGCUUAUCCUGAUGGUGGUGAAGAGUGGAAUGCAGUGGCUAGAAGCUGGGAUUCUACUGCCAGAUUACCUGAAGAAGCCUUUGGAUGUAUGAUGUCCAAGUGUAUUCAAACGUAUGGUCCUAAAGUACUUGUGGGUGGUUGUUGUGGUACUGGCCCUGUACAUAUUAAAAACAUUAGAGAAUUUUCUUAAUAGUUUAUUAUAAUGAAUAAUCAUCAUCUUCACUUGAAAGGUCAUAAUUGAAUUGGUCUUCAUAUUCAUCACUUGCUUCUUCUUCUUCAGGAUAAUCAUUUUGAUAAUAAUCUUCAGCUAUUUUAUGUAAGCAAAUAUGUAGGUAGUUUCAUCACUUUUUUUUUUUUUUUUUUUUUU
Gilbertella persicaria is the source of this 983-nucleotide messenger RNA. RefSeq names its product Homocysteine S-methyltransferase. Gene Ontology annotation, biological process: S-methylmethionine cycle. Bases 15 to 806 code for a protein of 263 amino acids. The transcript has 2 exons. Lineage: Eukaryota; Fungi; Mucoromycota; Mucoromycetes; Mucorales; Choanephoraceae. The record is from RefSeq and is a predicted model, not a curated record. Gene Ontology annotation, molecular function: S-adenosylmethionine-homocysteine S-methyltransferase activity.